AAUUCCAUUUUCGGUCGCUGAAGCUGACGCUGUUGAAUUCUGCGCUUUAAUUCGCGAAAUGGGAUGGACUGCUUAUCUUCUUUAUGUAUCCGUCUCUAAUCGGCUUAUGCUAAUCGAUUCAGAUUAGAUAGCUAUUUGUGAAUCUUUGCUGGAAGGAUGAAGAGCAUUAGGGAUUGGAUUUUUCCUCAAUUGGUUUCCAAGUCAUUAGUCUCAUCUAGACCACUGUCAGGCAGUGACAGUUUUUUUAAUGAGGAACUUCUGGAUGAAGAAUUUGAUGACCAAGGUUCAGCUCGUACUGCCAGUUUGGUAGCACUUCCCGAUGCAUCACACAUUUCCAAUAAUAAUCAGGAUAAUCAGCAUAAUCCUUCCCUGCAGCAGGUUUCUGUUGAAGAUUCCUAUGGCUUCCUUCAUAGAUCUGAUAAGAGAGAUAUGGAUCAAUUGGCAAAGAUUGAGGAUCUCUACGUUAAGAUCUUCCGCCUUCUCCAACGGCUUGGGCAGUCACAGGACAAUCUUCUGGUUGCAAAGGUUUUAUAUCGAAUAAACCUAGCAACCUUAAUACGAGCAGGGGAAUUGGACUUGAAAAGAGUUAACCUUGUAAGCAAUAGAGCCAAAACAGUAGCUGCAGAACAGGAGGCAGCUGGCUUACCUGAAUUGGACUUCUCAUUUAGAAUACUUGUACUAGGGAAAACAGGGGUUGGCAAAAGUGCUACCAUAAAUUCUAUAUAUGAUCAAGUGAAAACCAUGACUGAUGCAUUUCAACCAGCCACUGACCGCAUCCAAGAGGUUGUGGGAAUGGUAAAUGGGAUUAAAAUUACUGUAAUUGAUACCCCUGGCCUCUUACCUUAUUCUUCCAGUAAUGUGAGAAGAAAUAAGAAGAUUCUACUAUCUGUGAAAAGAUUUAUUAAAAAAUCUCCCCCGGAUAUUGUUUUGUACUUUGAACGCCUUGAUGUCAUCAAUAUGAGCUAUAGCAAUUUCCCUCUUUUGAAGCUUAUAACUGAAGUUUUUGGUACUGCAAUUUGGUUCAACACUAUCCUUGUAAUGACCCACUCUUCUUCAGCUCUUCCUGAAGGACCUAAUGGUUACCCUGUCCGCUAUGAGUCCUACGUGACCCAGUGUACAAAUUUGGUGCAGCACCAUAUACACCAGGCUGCUUCCGACUCAGGACUUGAAAUCCCUGUACUUUUGGUUGAGAACCAUCCCCAAUGUAAGAAAGAUGUAACAGGGGAAAAAGUACUUCCAAAUGGGCAGGUUUGGAAAUCUCAGUGCUUGUUAUUAUGCGUUUGUACUAAAGUUCUGGGUGAUGUCAACAAACUAUUGAAUUUUCAAGACAGCAUUGAACUGGGACCAGUACCUACCAUCCGCCUGCCUUCUCUGCCCCACCUGCUCUCAUCUCUUCUGCGGCGUCGCUCUAUAUCAAGUUCAAAUGGAAUGGAUGAUGAGAUCGGUGAGAGUUUACUUUUAGACAUAGAGGAAGAAGAUGAGUAUGAUCAAUUACCUCCAAUCCGAAUCCUGACAAAAUCUCAGUUUGAGAGAUUGACAAACUCACAGAGAAAAGACUAUCUUGAUGAGCUGGAUUACCGGGAAAUUCUUUAUCUGAAGAAACAGUUGAAGGAAGAGUUCAAGAAGCGGAUGGAGAAUAGGCUUUCCAAGGAGGAAAAUUUGGCAAAUGACAAUAAUUAUGGCCAGCAGGUGCCCCCAGAGACAAUUAUGUUACCAGAUAUGGCAGUUCCCCCAAGUUUUGACUCUGAUUGCCCUGUGCAUAGGUACCGUUGUGUUGUCACAGGUGACCAGUGGCUUGUAAGACCUGUUCUUGACCCGCAAGGAAUGGAUCAUGAUGUCGGCUUUGAUGGAAUAAACCUUGAAACGGCUGUGGAAAUAAACAGGAAUGUCCUUGCCUCAGUCACAGGGCAGGUGAGUAAGGACAAGCAGAAUUUCAAUAUCCAGAUGGAGUCCGCUGCUGCUUUCGCAGAUCCCAGAGGGCCAACUUAUUGUGUUGGUCUUGAUGUUCAAUCUUCUGGUAGGGAUAUGAUCUAUACAGUUCAUAGCAACACAAAGCUGAGGAGCCUAAAGCAUAACACUGCUGACUGCGGACUUUCUUUCACGACUUUUGAAAAGAAGUAUUGUGUUGGUGCCAAGAUUGAAGAUACCAUUGCAGUUGGGAAGAGAUUGAAGUUUGUGGUUAAUGCUGGGCGAAUGUGGAGUCCUGCACUAGUGGCUCAUGGUGGGAGUUUUGAAGCUACUUUAAGAGGGAGUGAAUACCCAGCGAGAAAUGAUAAUGUCAGUCUGACAAUGACAAUCCUCUCCUUCAACAAGGAAAUGGUUUUGGGUGCAGGUUUACGGUCUGAAUUCCAGCUGAGUAGAAGCUUGAGAGUUUCAUUUAACGCCGAUCUAAAUAGUCGUAAAAUGGGACAGGUUUGCAUAAAAACAAGUAGCUCUGAGCAUUUGCAGAUUGCUUUGGUUGCGGCUUUCACAAUGUUCAGGGCUAUAGUACGGAGAAUGGCAAAUGAAAGUAGCAUGGAAGCAUUGGAGGGUGGAUAAAUUGUCGUUGGGGUUUCAGUGCUGGAUUUUUUUGGUCCGGAGAGGAUUAUGUAGUGGAAAAGCAAUCCACAUCAACUGAGAUAUGGACCUUUUGCAAAUAAGGAUGAUGAGACAAACAUUUGAGUUUUCAAAUAGAUCAUUCGCUAUAUUUUUGUUGUUUACGAUGUCCACUUUGGAAGGAUGGCAAGUCAUCCCUAUCUUUGCCAUUAAACAAGGAUCUGAAGUUCAUGUCACUGCGAGUAUCCACUCAAGCUGACAGCUUUGGCCACAGAGGUUUGCAUUCAACUAAAUUGAGGCGAUAACUGUACAGAAAAGCAUAGAGAAUCUGUUUUUAUUUUUCUUGUUUCUGGUGAAUUGUAGAAGUCGUCCAAAUAGGAGGUGCCAAUGAAUAAUUCCUUACAUUUGAAGAUUUUUGGAUUCUGUUUUAGCUCUCUUAUGUUUUGUUAUUGGCCAAUUAUUAGA
Messenger RNA from Juglans microcarpa x Juglans regia, 3000 nucleotides. RefSeq names its product translocase of chloroplast 90, chloroplastic-like. Gene Ontology annotation, cellular component: chloroplast outer membrane. NCBI's taxonomy places the organism in Eukaryota, Viridiplantae, Streptophyta, Magnoliopsida, Fagales, Juglandaceae. The record is from RefSeq and is a predicted model, not a curated record. Gene Ontology annotation, molecular function: GTPase activity; GTP binding. Bases 157 to 2538 code for a protein of 793 amino acids. Gene Ontology annotation, biological process: protein targeting to chloroplast. The transcript has 3 exons.